AUGCUCAAUUUCGGAUUAGCCAGCAUAGAUCUCGCAGCCAAGCGCCAGCAGAGAAUGCUCAGAACGCUCGGACAAAACCUGCUCAGUAUCGACGCCAAGGGCGCCUGCGAUGCAGGUACAAUCGGAGCCAGCAACAAGCAUGAGCGAGAAGCGCUUCUCACAGCUGUCGUUCUUCAGGGGAUCGUUGUCGCACAAACAGCAGACGGCGUACUGGAGCCCCACGUCAAAUGCGCUUCUUGGCUCAUGGAAGCACUAGGAUACUUCGACGAGAUACCACAGAACCCCAUCGCACGUAUGACAGUACAGCGGUAUGGCAUGGUCGACGUAAUGCUAGCCAUAUCACGACAGCGAAGGCCGUACGCACCGCAAAAUUUCAUACUCAACCAGCCCGACCAGAAUCGUUGGGACACCACCGAGCCCUCAUUCCACAAGAUGACGGGAUGCCCGCAGCCACUGAUGCGCUUUCUAGUACGAAUAGCACAUUUAGCCUGCGACAUGAACGAGGCGCUCGAAACAAAUACAGAUGGAGGCGCUAUUCUCAACGAAGCAUUCCAACUCGACACCGAGCUUCGCGCUUGGGGAUCUGGGUACAAUGGAAUUCCACCCUCGCGAUGUGAACGCACGCCUCUGGAUAUUCUCACUGAGUGCUUUUACUGGACUGCACAUUUACUGCUUGCCCGUCGGGUUUUUCGAGACCAGACAUGCUCGCCGCGCGUACAGCAUUUAGUGCAUGUGUGCUUUGGGCUGAUGGAUCACCUGUCAACGGGUUGUGGGCCCGAUUCUUCGCUGCCUCAGCCGUUCUACAUUGCUGCGAGGGAGGCUAUAACCCCUGAAGAUCGUGUGUGGGUUCGGCAUAAGCAUGAGUCAAUGACGGCUUACUAUCGGGAACAACAACGGAACUCGGCGAUGGAGCUUAUUGAGCAGAUCUGGGACACUACAGAUAAGCUACGGGAGCUGGGUAGUGGCUCUGGUUGGCCGAGGGGGACCGAAUUGUCAAUUGUGGAUAGUUUUGUGCAAGCGCUUGAUAGAGGGGCUUGUUUCUUCAUCUUCUAA
This is a messenger RNA of Penicillium expansum, 1053 nucleotides long. RefSeq lists its product as uncharacterized. The transcript has a single exon. Gene Ontology annotation, molecular function: DNA-binding transcription factor activity; transcription cis-regulatory region binding. NCBI's taxonomy places the organism in Eukaryota, Fungi, Ascomycota, Eurotiomycetes, Eurotiales, Aspergillaceae. The coding region runs from base 1 to 1053 and encodes 350 amino acids. The record is from RefSeq and is a predicted model, not a curated record. Gene Ontology annotation, cellular component: nucleus. Gene Ontology annotation, biological process: positive regulation of transcription by RNA polymerase II.